AUGGAGGCCCUAGGGUACGAGGGGGAUGACAGGAUUGUGGGGAUACAGAAUGUGAUUGGGGUUGUUGAAGGGGAAGAAGAACCAGACAGGUAUGUAAUUUUGGGUAAUCAUCGUGAUGCAUGGACAUUUGGAGCUGUGGAUCCUAACAGUGGCACUGCUUCUUUGUUAGAGUUAGCACAGAGGCUAGGAAAGCUGCAAAAGAGAGGAUGGAGGCCUCGGCGAUCCAUUAUCUUAUGUAAUUGGGAUGCUGAAGAGUAUGGCUUGAUUGGAUCGACUGAAUGGGUUGAGGAGAACAGGGGGAUUUUAUCGUCAAGGGCUAUUGCUUACCUAAACGUAGAUUCUUCUGUAUAUGGUCCUGGUUUUCACGCAGAUGCAACCCCGCAACUUGAUGAAUUGCUCAAACAAGCAGCUAAACAGGUUCAAGACCCCGAUAACUCAUCUCAGACAUUGUAUGAAUCUUGGGCAGCAUCUAGUAGUUCUCCCUUGAUUGGCAGAUUAGGUGGCGGAUCAACAGAUUUUUCAGCUUUCCUUCAACAUGUUGGAAUUCCUUCACUCGACAUGUUCUUUGGAGGAGGAUACCCAGUUUAUCACUCCUUGUAUGAUGAUUUUGUAUGGAUGCAAAAAUUUGGGGAUCCAUUGUUUCAGAGGCAUGUAGCAGCGGCAAGUAUUUGGGGAUUAGUUGCUUUAAAGCUAGCAGAUGAGGAGUUCUUGCCUUUCGACUAUAUCAAUUAUGCUUUUGAGCUCCAGAAAAGUACGAAAAUCCUAGAAGAGGAGGACUUGAGAAUGCUUGUAAAUUUCAGUCCACUGUACAAGUCUAUUGAAGAGCUGAAAGAAGCAGCCACCAAAAUGAAUAACGAAAAAGAGGCACUACGAAGGAAAAGUUGGAGAUUGAACUGGAGGAAGGACCCGAUAAAAGUUAGAGAGCUUAACGAUAGGCUGAUGAUGGCAGAACGUGCAUUUACUGAUCGAGAGGGUCUCUUUAAAAGACCAUGGUACAAGCAUCUGAUAUAUGGACCGUCGCAGCACAAUGAUUAUGGAUCCAAGGCGUUUCCAGGAAUAGACGAUGCAAUUGUGAAAGCCAGGAGUGUGAACACCUCAGAAUCAUGGAAAUUUGUACAGCAUGAAGUAUGGAGAGCUGCCAGAGCUGUGAACCAAGCCUCAAUGGUUCUCAAUGGUGAACUCACAUAA
Messenger RNA from Asparagus officinalis (garden asparagus), 1188 nucleotides. Its product is annotated as probable glutamate carboxypeptidase 2. The coding region runs from base 1 to 1188 and encodes 395 amino acids. Gene Ontology annotation, molecular function: carboxypeptidase activity. The record is from RefSeq and is a predicted model, not a curated record. The transcript has 11 exons. NCBI's taxonomy places the organism in Eukaryota, Viridiplantae, Streptophyta, Magnoliopsida, Asparagales, Asparagaceae.